AUGUCCCUAAACCGCAUCUCCUUCCUAGAUGGAUGGGAGCGCACUGCCGCCUUGCUCCACCCAGAAUCAGGCGCAGACUCAGACACAGAUGAAUACCAGGAUCUUCCCGAAGGAUCGGUGGCUUCAUCCUUCCCAUCCACCUACAGCAGACUGAACUUCAACCCCUACGCGGGGCCAGGUUGGAACGAGAAUCCAGAUGAUCUACAUGACGAUCGGUCUUCGUUCCUUGGCCCCUUAUUUCUCGGACUAUCGCCGACGGCUACCCGCGAGGGACGUGCUGAUUCGCCUGUAUUCGAGAGACCCGUGCUGGAGGUAGAUGCGCCGUGGGCCCAGACGACGGGCGCUUACGAAGUUAGUGCCGUGAGAAGGAUCGUCCAGAUAUGCACGGCGGUUGUAUACUGCUUUCUCGCUGCUGGGGUGGUCUUUGGCUUUGCGGCACUAAAACCUGUUCUCAUCCGCGAAAACGUAUAUCGUAACCUCUGCUCCCGGGCGGAGCUUGAGGAAAAUGUCGAUGUCUGCGACGGACAAGAAAUUAGGCUCAACCUGAUGUUCACCAUUGCCGCCGUAGUGACAAAUGUCUCAGCCCUACCCGUAGGAACUAUCCUUGACGCGUAUGGCCCCCGAGUCAGCGGCAUAAUUGGCAGCAUUUGUUUGGCCCUAGGAGCUGUGCUCUUUGGGACCGCCAGCAAGCUCCCCUUUGAUGGAUACAUCCCCGGAUACCUGUUCCUCGCACUGGGCGGACCCUUUGUAUUCAUUCCCUCGUUUCAUCUAUCCAAUACAUUCCCCAAACGCUCCGGCCUAAUCCUAUCAAUGCUGACCGGGGCAUUUGACGCCUCGAGCGCUCUAUUCCUGCUCUUCAGACUGCUGAACGAGCACACGAGUUUCGUAUCAAUCAACAACUUCUUCGCUGUCUACCUCAUCGUCCCGGUAUUUAUCAUCGCCGCGCAAAUCUUCAUCAUGCCCGCCAAAUCCUACAAAACAGCCGGCGAGCUCGUGCAACAAGCCGAAGCCCAAGUCGCAGACGAGAUCCAAGACCGACCAGACGACAGCCUGGACCCAAACGAAAGCGAGCGCCAACGCAAAGACAGACGGCUCCGCCGAGAAAGCAUCAUCAACCACACCCAAGACCUCCUAGGCGACACCACCUCCAUAGUCUCCAUCGACAACGCCAUGCAACAAAACCCAACCAAUCCAACCCAAACCAUGCCCACCCCCAAACCCACCGGCGUCUGGGGCGUCCUACACGGGCGCAGUGCGCUAUCCCAAAUCCGCACACCAUGGUUCACUCUCAUAGCCGCCUUCACAGUGCUAAUGAUGCUGCGAAUCAACUACUUCGUCGCAACCCUACGCUCGCAAUACACAUACCUCCUCAGCGCGCACACAGCGGCAACAAUAAACACCGCCUUCGAUAUCCUCCUCCCAAUCGGCGGCCUCGUCUCCGUCCCCUUCAUCGGCACCUUCCUAGACAUUUUCCAAACCCGCACCGUCCUCGCCCUCCUCGUCCUCACCGCGACCGCCAUCGGCGUCCUAGGCUGUAUCCCGCACGUCGGCGCGGCAUACGCGAAUAUCAUUCUUUUCGUGCUGUACCGGCCAUUCUACUAUACUGCUGUGUCUGAUUACGCGGCGAAGGUCUUUGGGUUUGCGACGUUCGGGAAGGUCUACGGGCUUGUCAUUUGUUUGGCUGGGGUUGGGAACUUCGCGCAGGCGGGUCUUGAUGCGCUGACGUUAAAGAUUUGGAGGGGGAAUCCGGUGCCGGUUAACGUCAGCCUUACGGUUUUGGUUGCUGGGGUUGGAGCGGGUCUUGUUGGGUUUGUGGCUUUGAAGAGUUGGGAGAGGGAGGGUGGGAGACGGGGGGAGAGGGAGCCGUUGUUGGAUGGGGAGGGGAGGAGGUAUGGGGUUUGA
Messenger RNA from Penicillium soppii, 1902 nucleotides. Its product is annotated as putative MFS transporter Fmp42. Gene Ontology annotation, molecular function: transmembrane transporter activity. Gene Ontology annotation, biological process: transmembrane transport. Gene Ontology annotation, cellular component: fungal-type vacuole membrane. The transcript is spliced from 3 exons. The record is from RefSeq and is a predicted model, not a curated record. Bases 1 to 1902 code for a protein of 633 amino acids. NCBI's taxonomy places the organism in Eukaryota, Fungi, Ascomycota, Eurotiomycetes, Eurotiales, Aspergillaceae.